UUUUCGUUCUAAAAUAUGCAAUGAUUUCUAUACAUAUAUUGAACGUUUUCGUCGAAAGGAAUCGCACGAUACACUUUCAACCCCGUAUACAGAUUGGAAGACCUUUAAAAAUAGAAAGAUGUUUAACUUCCAUUUAAAAAACUCAAAGUGACUUCAAAAUUCCUUCAACGACUUUAUUUAGAAAGAAAGUAUCGCCACCAUGUUAUGUCCUACCUCGAAAUCAUGCAACAUGUUUUUUCUAUUAUUUAAAAUAGAAUAGAUAUCAAGGUGAUUUGUUUCCAGUGGGAUAUGUUGUGUGUUUAUGUGCAUAUGUGUUUCGACGAUGACUUCAAAUCAUGGAAUCCUGUAUGUGUAAGAAGUGAUAAGAGAGGGAGGGAAGGAGGCAUUAUGCACUGUUGGCAAUUACUAUCACUUGAUGUUUUUAGUUUUACUUAUAUAGUUACCAUCUGUUCAUUGAAAACACACGAUUGUGAAUAGUGACAUACAUAAAUGUGCGCGCGAAAGACGACACUGUAACGUUCUUAUUAUUUUUGCCGAUAGAAAUAUAUUAUUUAACGUACUCAUCAUGACGAUAGAUAGGAAUAUGGUAAAUGUGUUAAUAUUGAGUUGGGGCUUCAUGCUGGUAUUUACAGCAUUUCAGACAAUGGGCAAUAUUGAGAAAACCGUGCUGCAAAGUAUUCGGAACGAAGAUCCAAAUUUCACCGGCGAGGCUUACACUAGCUUAGCGAUAGUUUAUGCCGUGUUUGCCUCUUGCAACUGGUUAGCACCGUCUUACAUCUCCGUGACAGGACCACGGUUUGCCAUACUUACUGGCGCUGUCUGCUACGUCAUUUUCAUAGCGUCUUUCCUCUGGCCACACAAUGCUCUCCUCUACGGCACAUCAUGUCUUCUAGGUCUCGGUGCCGCUUUAAUAUGGACAGGACACGGACAAUAUUUAACCGAGAACAGUAACUCCGAGACGAUGUCCAGGAACGCAGGAAUAUUUUGGGCGAUUUUUCAGACCUCGAUGUUCAUCGGUAACCUUUUCGUCUACUUUAUGUUUACCGAGUCCGAAAUCGAUCGCUCGACGAGAAGAAUUGUCUUCGGUGUACUUACCGGUUUAUCAAUUGGAGGCACAUGCGUUCUGGCUGUUCUGAGAAGGAUACCUCAGAGGCUAGAAUUGGGAGAAGCUGAAGGUGUUUCCAGCGCUGACAAGGAACUUCACAUGCCUGAACCGACAAAAGAGAAACCGUUGCUAGUCGCUUGGCAUGCGUUCACGGAUGCAUUUAGUCUCUUCCUCACGUCGAAGAUGCUUUUAUUGUCUUUGACGUUCGUGUACACUGGUCUCGUAUUAACGUUUUAUUCGGGGGUCUACUCGUCGUGUAUCGGAUUCACUACAGCAAUGGGUAAACCGCGUAAAGGGUUAGUUGGCCUUUCUGGAAUUUUCAUUGGAAUUGGAGAAGUCUUCGGCGGCGCUCUGUUUGGUAUUUUUGCGUCUAAAGUGUCUCGUCUGUUCGGCACAUGGACAGUCGUGAUCAUAGGUUUCUGCGUACAUUUGUUUGCCUUUAUCACCAUAUUUUUAAAUUUACCGAACGACUCGCCAUUUAAGGACACCGACAAUUUAGGAUAUAUCCAACCUUCGCCAAUUUUAGCAAUGGCCGGAAGUCUCGCAUUAGGUUUCGGUGAUGCUUGCUUUAAUACUCAAGUGUACGCGGUACUAGGAUCACUGUUUGUAAAAAGGAGCGCUUCAGCUUUUGCACUGUUUAAAUUUUGCCAAUCGGUGGCAGCUGCGGUAAGUUUUGCUUACAGUAGCGAGGCGAGCCUUUACAUACAGCUUCUUAUAUUGACGAUAGCGAUCGUUAUCGGUACGGUUGCGUUUUGUUUUGUUCAAUAUCUCAUGAAAAAAGAACGAACUGAAACACCGUCGGAAGUCGAUCCAACGCUUGUUGCGGAUUAAGCAACGAAAUUUGCCGAUUACGCCGGAAAACAAUUUAUCAAAUACACCUAUCCCCGGAUUUACACGGAAGAUUAGUUCAUCAGAACAUGAUGUCAUAAGAAUUCACUGAACAAAUAUGCGCGCGGCGUAAAUUUUCGUUUUUGACAGUUUUUAUUUUUAAAAAACCGCGAAAAAGCGAAAUCGUGUAGAACAAGCACCGCGUAAAUCAAGGGUUAGAGUAAAAUACUCAAUACUAUGUAGAAUUUACUUCAUUCACUAAGGGAGAGGUACUAAAGGUAAUAUUGUUUAAAAUAAUGAGAAUGUUAUUAUUGUACAUAUGUGUAUUAAAAUAACGAAACGAAAGAGCAAUAGAAACUAAAAUAUUGUCAAACUAAUUGUGAUAUUUGUUCUUCUAAAAAAAUAUUCCGAUAUAUAAUAAAUUCAAAAUUAUAAAGUAUAAGGAGCUUUAAUAUUGCUCAGUAUUUGUAUGCUCGACGCGUGAAGAAAUAGAAAAUGCUCGUCUCGUUGUCGAGAAGACAUAUUUUUAUAUCUUUUCUACGAAAAUAUGUAUUUUAAGCUCUUCGGUUACGUGAAAGUGUUAUAUGUUGUUCCAAUUUCUUAAAAUAUAAUGUUGAUAAUGAAAUGUGAUCGAAACCGAAAGAUUAAGUAUUAUAUUACAAUAAGUUGACAAAAAACAUUAGUGCAAUGCAAUGUAUCAUACUGUAUCAUACUACUUUGAAGAAUUGGUCUCAGAAGCGAUCCUCCUGAGGGAAAUGCAGGCUUUAGUCCUGAUGAGUGUUAUGGCACUUAUGGUCCUGAUCAUUCCUCUUCAGAGACCAAGUGAGACCAACUCUUACGGAAAGUAAAAGUAGUGCAUUCGCUCGAAUAGCUCGAAAACGAGGAUGGAUUAAAGUCCUGAUUUUAAGACAAGUGGCCCCCAAACAUUACGCCUCGAAAUGUUGACUACGAUACUUAAAUACAAAUGCGAACGCAGAGUCGGUUUGACCUAUGAUGAAAUCAAUUCCUUACGAGUUCCAACGGGUAUUAAAAUGUUUCAAAACGUCGUUUAUGUUAGAUUUUUACACGAAUACAUUUUUAAGGUAUUUCAUCAAUACUACUCAUGGUAACUGAACAGGAUGUUUUCGAAAACAUAAAAUUUACUGAUGUUUUAGACUUAUCUCCAAGAAAUUAUGCACAACAAAUGUUUAAAUAUUACUGCUUGUAAAAACAAAUUAAAUCUUCUUGAACUUCUUUUCCUUUGUUGUAUCUUGAUACAACUUUCGACCAACGAAUAAAAGUUAAAGAACUGUUUAUUCGUUAUUCGUUAAAUAAAAAUCAAUAAGG
Hylaeus anthracinus is the source of this 3259-nucleotide messenger RNA. RefSeq names its product UNC93-like protein MFSD11. The coding region runs from base 566 to 1936 and encodes 456 amino acids. NCBI's taxonomy places the organism in Eukaryota, Metazoa, Arthropoda, Insecta, Hymenoptera, Colletidae. The record is from RefSeq and is a predicted model, not a curated record. The transcript is spliced from 3 exons.